This is a messenger RNA of Monoraphidium neglectum, 1260 nucleotides long. RefSeq lists its product as uncharacterized. The record is from RefSeq and is a predicted model, not a curated record. Bases 1 to 1260 code for a protein of 419 amino acids. NCBI's taxonomy places the organism in Eukaryota, Viridiplantae, Chlorophyta, Chlorophyceae, Sphaeropleales, Selenastraceae. Gene Ontology annotation, molecular function: protein-disulfide reductase activity. The transcript has 7 exons.
AUGAUGCUCAACCAGCUUCGUUCCUACAGCGGCAGCCUUCCGGCUCGCCGCAAUAAUGCGAUCGUCCGACCGUCGACCGCUAUGGUGGCGCGGCAUGCGGAGGUGCCGGCGCGACCGCUGGCGCGCCGCGUUGCCAUUGCUGCGCCGGAGCGCGAGGCGGCUUCGUCACCCUUUGGAAACGUCGACAACAAUAAUGUCAGCCUAAACAUGGAUUACUCCGAGCUGUUGUCGCCGGUCACCACCUGCCCCCUGGGCUUUGUGGAGGCCAUCAUGCAUGGCAGCGCGUCGCAUGGGGAGACCGUCCAGGCCGCGCGCCCGGGCGAGUCGCUGCAGGCGAUCAUCCCACGGCUGUCUAAGUUCACCGGCCUGCCCGUGGUCGGCGCAAGCGGCAAGGUCGUGGGCGUGAUCUCGCGGAAAGACAUCAUCAAGGUCCGCCAGCAGGGCGGCUCCCUGCAGGAGCGCGUCAAGGCCCACAUGACGGCCCCCGCGAUCACCGUCACGCCGAGCACGCCGGUCGAGGAGGCGGGCGCGCUGAUGCUGCGGGAGCGCAUCCGGCGGCUGCCUGUGGUCGACGAGGAGGGGCGGCCGCUGGGCAUCGUGUCGCGCUCAGAUAUCUUUGCGCCGCUGAUGCAGGAGCGGUACCGCGCCUACCAGGACAAGGAGGUGGCUGCCGUGGUGACUGGCGCGGGGCUGACGAUGAGCUGGGACAUCAAAUACCUCUACGACGGGGAGUGCAGCAUGUGCCUCACACUCAAGGUGUGGGGGGAAAUGGGCGGCUGCGGGGGCUUGCCAGGGGGCGGUCGCGGCUGGUCGCGGCUGGUUGCGAGGGAGGGGCCGCGGGGUGUCUUGGAGCGCCAGGACAAGUCGAAGCGCAUCCGCUUUGUCGACAUUGCGGACAUUGACUACGACCCGAUGGCCAACAUGGGCGUGGAGUUUGAGGACGCGAUGACGACGAUCCACGCGAUCCGCCCCGACGGCCGCGUGCUGCAGGGCACCGACGCGCUGCGCGGCCUGUUCGGCACCGUCGGCCUCGGCUGGGUCGUCACGCUCAUGGAGUCCGCGAUCCUGGCCAAGCUUGUGGAUCUUAUCUAUGACUUCCUGUCUGCCAACAGGAUCAAGAUUGGGGGGGCAAUGGACGCCCUGCUGGCUGCCAAGCGCGUGACGAUGGCCAAGGCGGGCGUGGAGGUGUGCGGGGACGUGGACGGCGGCUGCGAGAUCGAGUGGUCGGAUCUGGAUGAGGACACGGUGUCGCACGUGUGA